Messenger RNA from Acanthocheilonema viteae, 4233 nucleotides. Lineage: Eukaryota; Metazoa; Nematoda; Chromadorea; Rhabditida; Onchocercidae. The record is from the annotation of a GenBank genome assembly.
AUGGUUUGUCCGCAGGACUCACCUGAUGUAUGGUCAAUUAUAGAAUGUGGACAACUAGAGGUGGAGGGUAGUACGGUUCUCGAUUUAUUGCUACCAAAUGGCUUCCUCGUCAGUGUACGAUGCUCCAUGGACCUCACCCUUGCUAUGCUUAAACAAGAAUUAUUCAUACAGGCAAAGAAAUUGCCGCUGUUUAAUCUUUUGUUGACACCAUCGGAUUAUAUAUUUUUCACGAUUAGAACAGACGGUGAACGUGAAGAACUGUACGAUGAAUCGCGUUCCAUAUUUUCAUUACGGCUUUUCGUGCCGCUACUUUGCUUGAUUGAGCCUGAGGGCAAUCGGGAAGAAAAAGAACUGAUACAUGAUAUUGGUCUUGCUAUUGGACGUCCAUUGACAGAAAUUGAAGCGAAAUUGUCUUCUGAAGAAAUGUCAUACCGGAUGGAUUUGUACAGAGUAUCAGAGCAAGCAGUGGCUAACCGCGGGGUUGUCGGCUAUUCUCACUAUGCGUUUCCUGAAGAGGUUUCAAGCGAAUUAGAUACUGAUAUCCCGCCGCAAGUCAAAUCAAAAAUUGAAAUGGCAGAUUUGUACAUUGAACUAUGGUAUCGCAGUAGAGAAGAUGAACUGGCAAAUAUUGAUACGAAUUGUGUUUGUGUUAAAAUUCGUAAAGUGAUUGGUGUUCACGCUUCAGAUGCCAUAGCAAACGCGAUAAAGGAGCUUAUGCAACAGCAUAAAUUAUUUAUCAAGGAAACUGCUUCUGAUUUCUUGUUGCAAAUAGCAGGACGGCGCUGUUUUUUGACCAAGGAUAUCAGGUUAACGAGCUUUGAGUAUGUCAGAUCAUGUUUCGAAAACUAUCGCAUACCAAAAUUCAUAUUGCGGAGGAAAGAUAUCGUGAUGAAGGACUUUACAGAACCUCCACCCAUAACCAAACCGAGUUGGGUACGAGCGUAUGAGAGUCGACUCGAUCGAGCUGACAAAAUUGCUAUGAAGGAAUGUUCUUUAUGGAAAGUGGACGAUAAUCUGAAAUUACGGAUACAUAGCGCAUCUCAUUUAAGUAUAUUAGAUUUCGAUAAGAUAUAUGUGAAAGCAUCUGUAUAUCAUGGAAUGGAUCUUAUUGCGAACAAAGAAUCAGCCUAUGUUUCUCCUUCAAAUCCUCGUUGGAAUGAUGGCUGGAUCGAUUUCGAUCUAUGUUUGAAAGAUUUGGCUCCCUCUGUACAGCUGUGCCUUUCUUUAGUUGCUGUGAAACAAAAAAAAAAGGAGGAAUACAAUGGAAUUGGUUGGGUCAAUUUACGCCUUUUUGAUUACAGUGGAAAACUUGUUCAGGGCAAACAUAUGCUUUAUUUGUGGCCUUUCCCAAAGUACUGCACGGAACUACUUUAUCCAUCCGGACAACUAGGUUCAAAUGACAAUCGUGAUACAGUUCGUAUUGAAGUGGAAUUUCAAGAUUAUGGUUGUAUCGAAUUUCCAGAUAUAGAUUCAGUGUGUGAAUAUGUCGAAAAACUAGACAUUCGGAGUACAAGAUCGUCUUCACCAACUUUAUCUCCACCAUCUAAUUCCACAAGAGAAUUUCUUGACUCCUUACGUUUUGUGAAUGCUGAAAAUUUAACCGACAUGCAAAUGGAACGUUUGUGGGAAUCGAGAGAGUUAGUUGCACAAUAUAAGCCUGAUUUAUUGCCACUGAUUGCGCAGUGCCCCUUGAUUUGGACGAGAAGAGACGAAUUUUCACGAUUAUACGAAUUAUUAAAGCGAUGGGGUAAGAUUCAACCAGAAAUGGCUUUAAUGCUUCUGGAUUUUAAAUAUCCUGAUAUCAGAAUCCGAGAGUUUGCAGUAGAUUCGCUUGAUAAUGUUCUGGACAAUGACAGAUUACAGCUUUAUAUUUUGCCUCUCCUUCAGGUUUUGAAGUUUGAGCCAUAUGGUUCAUGUGCUUUGAGUAGAAUGCUUCUGAAAAGAGCGCUCUGUAAUAAUCGUAUUGGUCAUAUAUUGUUUUGGUUACUGCGAGCUGAACUUGGACAACUAAGUGAAGUAGGUCAGGAUUUGACGAGGAUUUACAAACGUUUUGCAUUAAUGAUUGAGGCCUACUGUCGAGCUAACUGCACUCACCUUAAUUCUAUGUUGCGGCAAGUAGAUAUGGUAGUAAGACUGACAAAUCUUAGUAGAAUUAUCAAAACUAUGAAGGAUAAUGAAUGCGCUACUAAGCAUCUACAAAAAGAAUUAGCUUCAUAUGUGGAAAUAAUGCAGAAUAUGAUCUCACCUCUAGAUAUUUCCGAUAGUUUAGGCACAUUAAACAUUGAACAGUGCAGGGUGAUAGGAAGUGCGAAGCAACCACUUCGGCUAGCUUGGACUAAUCCGGAACCUUUAGCUCGAUUGCAUAGUGAGACGCAUCAAAUUAUCUUCAAGAAUGGUGAUGAUCUGCGGCAAGAUAUGCUAACUCUACAAGUUAUGCGUAUUAUGGAUUCACUGUGGAAAAGCCAGGAUUAUGAUCUCUGCUUAAGCAUUUAUGAAGUGCUGCCAAUGGGGAGAAAUGUUGGAAUGAUCUACGUCGUUCAAAAUUGCAAUACACUUUUUGAAAUUCAAUGUGCUGCAAAACAACUUGGCUCAACGUUCAGUAUGGAAAGCGGUCUUAUUAAUAAAUAUAUACGAAAUUGUUCGGAGAAUUCGAAAGUAUAUUUGGAAGGAGUUGAUCGUUUUACUGCUUCAUGUGCUGGAUAUUGUGUUGCAACAUAUGUACUGGGAAUCAAAGAUAGACACCAAGACAAUAUCAUGCUAGCUAAAGAUGGAAGGCUGUUUCACAUCGAUUUUGGACAUUUUUUGGGGCACCAUAAAAAGAAAUUAGGUAUUAAUCGUGACCGAGUACCUUUUGUUUUAACCGAUCAUUUUCUUUGCGUUAUAGCCAAAGGCAAAAGCAAUUUCCGUGACAGCCACGAAUAUAAAAAGUUCAAAAAGCUAUGUACAGACGCAUAUAUUAUAUUACAUCAACGGUCCAAGUUAUUUAUUUCACUCUUUUCGGUGCUACUAUGUAUGGGACUUCCUGAAUUGCAAAAGGCGGAGGAUAUUGAUUUUUUGAAAGGAACAUUAUGCUCCGAUGUGAAUUCCAAUACUGCAGCUGCAUCGUUUUAUAAAAUUUUUGAAGAAGCCUUUAGCGGCGCAUGGUCAACUAAAACUAAUUGCUUGGAUGAAUCACAGAAUGAUCGAAAUCGUAAAAUACCACGUCAACAGGCUCUUUCGAGCAUGUCAUAUGUGCAAAAUCAUACGUUAGCUUUUGCAGAAGUUCUCGUCUUGAAAAAAUAUAAGACCACGGAUCGUAUAAACGUUGCACAAAAGGCUUUUAACGAUAAGCGAUGGCUUGGAGAUAUAAUUGAGAAUAACUUCCAAGAACGUGCUGUAUUUACGUUAAUGGGACAUGAUCAUGGACCGAAGAUACCGUCAUAUACAUUAUAUGAUAAUUAUCGCGAGAUAUCAAAACUUCGAGCACAUGAAGAAAGACUGGCGCGGAUUGGUCUAAAAGAUCCCUGGAUAAGGAAUUACUCAUAUUUAUUCAUGGGACGAUUUGCUGGCGAUCAAUGGGGUAGCUUUAAACAUAUGUUUCGUGCUGGCUGGAAGUUAGGAUGUGGUGUUGCGGCUGCAGUAAUAGCUGUAGAAGAAUCAUACAUGUACUGGAAUGAUUUCGCUAGUUUAGAUGCUAACAAAUUAUUGGAAAAAACAGUGAAGCAGCUUACUGCUAAUAGUGAUCAAUGGAUUAUCCCAAAAAAUGGUCAAAAUACAGCCGUCUCGCAACAUCAACUUUCUGGCAGCGCAGCGAGCAUAAUUAAUUUGCUGAAUGUUAUCAUGCAAAUUCUGAGCAGAAACCGAUCAAAUUUAAUGUCAUCCAAUCAAUACACACGACAGUCUCCCACGAAAUUGAAUUGGAAUCUGAAACGAUACCUUGAGCCUAUAAAUGCAAUGAAUGAUUAUAGUCAAAAGCGCAAGCCUUUGGCUCAUUUAGACACGGGUGGAAGUAAUUUUGAUCGUUUUAUAAUAUCGGAGAGAAGAAACGACAAUCCAAUUUUGGAUUGGAUUGUUGGCAAAUUUAGUAGACGAGGCUUGGAUUGGUCAAGUGGAAAUCUGCGAUUGGUCAAUGUACAAGGUAACAGUAUACUGGGAUCCGAUUUAAUUGUACACGAUCGUAGCGUCGAAAUACCGCUUAAACAAUGGCUGUAUAUUUUGAAUUCAAUUUUGAAGCCAAGCCCUAAUUACACAUAA